AUGCGUUAUGUCUAUGUAGCGCAUGGAUUAGAGAGAAAACAAAUAAGAGAAACUUACAAAACUGGUCAAUCUCAAAAUCAUUCUUUUACUAUAAGCAACAAAAUAAUUGGAAUGAUGGGUAACCGAUUUGAAUCAGUAGAAUCACCUUAUGAUUGUGAUGGCGAUUUUCCUAGUACAUCUGCAGUUAUAAAUAAAAGUUAUACUCCAGUUUAUACUGAUGAUCAAUGUGUUGAAAUUUUUGAUGAAUGUACUCCAGUAGAAUAUUCUUAUUUGGGCCCUAAUGAUAUGGAAGUAAAUGCUUUAGAACCAAUAUCUCUUAAAUUUGAUGAUGUGGUAGAAGAUCAACACGUAGCAUAUGGUAAAAAUUGUUAUUAAAAUUUAUAAAACACAUUUUAUACAAGUGUUUAAUUUUGUUUAGAAAACAUAACUAGUCACAAGCUGUCAACACAAAAAGCAAUCGAAACUUCAACGCCACGAGAAAAAUUGCCCAAGAGUUCAACAACGCGUGUACCUCCCAAGAAGGUAUAUAAAAAUUUAAAUGAACUUACUAACAAGCAAUUAAGUUCAUAUAAUUUAAAGGAAUCAUUUAUAAAUGACAACAACAAUCUUAAAAGAAAACAGUCUGAUAUAAAGCUAGAAAUUUUAGAAGUUGAAAAAAUUGUGGCAAUUGAAAAACUAAAGGGAGAAAGAGACAAUUAUAUUUCCCAAGCCAAGCAAAACAAGCUAAAAGAAGAGAUUUUAGAAUACGAAUUGAAAAAAAAAUUAAAACAAUUAUAAGAAUUAUUAUUAUUUAUUUAUAGUUACAUUUAUAAAACAAAAGGAAUUAUGAUUUUAUUUUAAUUUUAAUCAAAAGAUAUUUGACUGUUAUUAUAUAUUUUUUUUUACAUUUUUAUUUCAUUUUUUUUUUUAAUAAGGAUUUAUUGUUAUAUCAUUUUUAUGUUAAAAAUAAAAA
Molecule: messenger RNA, 952 nt
Organism: Metopolophium dirhodum (rose-grain aphid)
Lineage: Eukaryota; Metazoa; Arthropoda; Insecta; Hemiptera; Aphididae
Exons: 3
Coding region: 1-375 (124 amino acids)
Source: RefSeq, a predicted model, not a curated record